Molecule: messenger RNA, 1166 nt
Organism: Ostrea edulis (European flat oyster)
Lineage: Eukaryota; Metazoa; Mollusca; Bivalvia; Ostreida; Ostreidae
Product: eukaryotic translation initiation factor 3 subunit I-like
Exons: 8
Coding region: 98-1066 (322 amino acids)
Biological process (GO): cytoplasmic translational initiation
Cellular component (GO): eukaryotic translation initiation factor 3 complex, eIF3m; cytoplasm
Molecular function (GO): translation initiation factor activity; protein binding; RNA binding
Source: RefSeq, a predicted model, not a curated record
UCGGAAGUUUAUUCGAUUGUAAUAUCGGAACGAUUUAACAAUUUCUGGCGUCCAUUUUCAGUUUCCGGUCUCAUGGUCCCAACUAAACACUGACAGUAUGAAACCAAUUCUAUUACAUGGACACGAGCGGUCCAUCACGCAAAUCAAAUACAACAGAGAUGGAGACCUGAUAUUUUCUUGUGCAAAGGAUUCCCAGCCCAAUGUCUGGUACUCUCUAAAUGGAGAAAGGCUAGGGUCGUUCAGGGGUCAUAAUGGUGCUGUAUGGAACAUUGAUGUCAACUGGGAAUCAACAAAGGUUCUGACAGCAAGUGCAGACAACACCUGUAAAUUGUGGGAUUGUGAAACAGGUAAAACCCUGGCAUCGUUAGACACCGCGACAGCUGUGCGAACAUGUGGAUUUUCCUUCAGCGGUCAGUACAUCAUGUACACGACAGACAAAACCAUGGGAAGACCCUGUGAAAUCCACAUCUUCGACAUGAACAAUAUCCGGAAUGGAGAGCCGUCUAUGGUGAUUCCUAUAACCUCAACUAAGAUCACGUCGGCUGUGUGGGGGCCGUAUGAAGAGUACAUCAUCACUGGCCACGAGAAUGGGGAAAUUGCUCACUAUGACCUUAAAACUGGUGAAAAGAUCAUUAGCUGUAAAGACCACACUAAGCAGAUAAAUGACCUUCAACUCUCCAAGGACAUGGCCAUGCUCAUAUCCGCAUCCAAGGACACCACGGCAAAGCUGUUCGAAACCAAAACCCUGGAUCAUAUGAAGACUUACAAGACAGAGAGACCAGUCAACUCGGCUUCCCUGUCUCCUAUAUAUGAUCAUGUGGUGUUGGGCGGUGGACAAGAGGCUAUGGAUGUCACCACUACCUCCACAAAAAUCGGCAAAUUCGAUGCCCGGUUUUAUCAUCUUGUCUUUGAGGAAGAAUUUGGAAGGGUCAAAGGUCAUUUUGGUCCCAUUAACAGUACAGCAUUUCAUCCUGAUGGUAAAAGCUACAGCAGUGGAGGAGAGGAUGGUUACGUUCGAGUUCAUUAUUUUGAUCCCAGUUACUUUGACUUCCGCUUCGACUUUUAACCGAGAUCUGAAUUUUAGUGACUAUAUAUUUAUAGACAAUCGUCAGUGGAGACCGUCAGUGUUUUAUGUGGACUUUACAAAAUAAAUCUUGGAAAAGAAA